Molecule: messenger RNA, 1146 nt
Organism: Coffea eugenioides
Lineage: Eukaryota; Viridiplantae; Streptophyta; Magnoliopsida; Gentianales; Rubiaceae
Exons: 7
Coding region: 1-1146 (381 amino acids)
Source: RefSeq, a predicted model, not a curated record
AUGGACUUGAAGGGAUCCUAUUGUUUCAUGAUACUCUUGAUAAUAUCAUCUUCGGAUGCCUUAAGAUUGAGCAAGAUUCCAGUCAAAUCCAUUAAGAGCGAAGAUGGUGAUGUGAUCGAUUGCGUGCAUAUCUCUCGUCAACCAGCAUUUGAUAAUCCCUUGCUUAAAAAUCAUGUUAUUCAGACGAGGCCGAAAUUUAGCCUAGAAGGGCUGCCUGCAAACAAAUUGUCCAACAGCAAGAAUUUACCAAUUGCUCAGUUAUGGCAAUUGAGCGGAAGCUGCCCAGAGGAAACCAUUCCCAUCAGAAGGACAAAAGAAGUGGACGUAUUGACCGCAAGCUCGAUCCACAGAAAUCUUCACAGUACUGUAGCACGUCAUCCAAAACAAAUUAGACAAGAAGGCAGACCGAAACUGCAGCUUGCAGCUGCACUUGUCGAAGGAGAAUAUUAUGGAGCAAAGGCAACCAUAAAUAUUUGGGGACCUCUAGUUCAACAAUCUAAUGAAUUGACCACUUCUCUGCUCUCGAUUUCAAGGGGUUCUUCUUUAUCAAACCUGAGCGACAUUGAAGUGGGUUGGCAAGUCAACCCAUCGUUAUAUAAUGAUAAUAGAACAAGGCUUUUCACCUUCUGGUGGAACCGGUUCAAGGGAUGCUACGACUUGCUAUGUUCAGGGUUUAUCCAAAUCACCAAUAAAAUUGCACUCGGAGGCGCCAUCUCCCCUCUAUCCAUCUACCAUGGCGACCAAUUUGACAUCGAUGUAUUUGUUUUGAAGGAUGCAUCUCAAGAUGUUUGGUGGCUACAAGUUGGCAAAGAAACACUUGGUUACUGGCCAACUUCCUUGCUUCCAAACCUAGCAAACAGUGCUUCAACGAUUUUAUGGGGUGGAAUAGUUUUUGACUCAGAGUCAGAUGGGCAACACACUACUACACAAAUGGGCAGUGGCCACCCUCCCGAAGAAGGGUUUGAAGGGGCAAGUUAUAUGAAGAAUCUUCAAGUAGUGGUUGAAUCUGACAAUUUAAGUCCCCUCAGUAACCCAGUCGCCAUCGCCCAGCAACCAAAUUGCUACAAUAUAACACUUGGAAAGAGCUCUUACUGGGGAGAUUACAUUUUCUAUGGAGGACCUGGGAGAAAUCCUAAUUGUCCAUGA